GUGCAUCUUUCUCAAAGCAUGCUUGAAAUGGGUUCGUGUGUUGUGGUGUUUGUCUGCAUGGGCAGGUGAUGUUAUUUAGGCCUGAGGUGGGCUUCCUUGGGUGAAAUGUAUUUUUUGUUGUGUUUUUUUUUUUUUUUUAAAUGGUGUAUUGGGAGCCAUGUGGUGGCAGAAAGUGUCGAAACUGAUUUUUUUUUUUAAUUUUAAAAUAGGGAAUUUAUUGUGUGGUGCAUUUGGUCCAGGAAAUAAACAAAGUAACUAUGCUAACUCAUGGUGAAGGCGUGUGAGACGUAUAUGUAAAUCACUUUGGCUUUUAUCCCAGAACUAUAAUAGAAGAAAAUAGCCGAGCCAAGACAAGAGAAAAGAGCCCCCGGUGGGAGAUCCUUGUAUCAUGCCACACAUGGCCUCUCUCCCACGGCCACGGGAGUGUAAAGAGCGCCCUAAUGUCAUUAAAGAGGGCCCCGUGGACCACAAUGUGGAGUUUAAUGCACCUUUUGACUCAUGACACGGUUCACACGAGCCCCCCACGCGUCACGCAGCGCCUGGGAUAGUAUUUACUCUAGCUUUUCGCUGCUGGAUUGUAAUCCUUGCACUCGUUCACAUUUUACCCAACAUUUCCGAAUAGAUGUCCUCCUCCUCCACUGCUUCUUCACUGCAGGAGAUUCCAUCAACAUGCCGAGGCACAUUUAUGCAUUCUAUUCAUCUACAAAGACCAUAUAGAUUAUCAGCACACUGUGUCUAGCAAUUCAACAUGUGAUGUACACUACGUCAAUGAAGGUGCACACUCAUUAAAGCGUUCAUAAUAAAGAGGACUGUGUUUAUGUUCCGGCUGUUGGAGAGAGUAACUUUUAAUGGAUUAAAAAUACUUUUCCAAAGAAAAAAAAAAAGUGCCAGGUAAUGCAUGGAUUCGUAAACUGUGGUUCGAGUACCACUGGUGGUACGAGGGUACCCCCAGUGAGUGAUACUUAGGAAAUAUGUACCGCAAUGUAAAAUAUUGUACGAUAUUAGAGGCCCAUACAUAUGAAACGAACGUACAAAUAAAAAUUUGCUGAAAUUGAAUUCAAAUUAAAUUCCCUGUUGUUGAAAUAUUAUUAAGUUCAAAUGUGACGUAAGUGGAAGUAGUAAAAACAGUGGUACUUGCAAAACAAAAUAUUUCUUAGGCGCCGCGAUCCUUCUAGCUAAUACACUCCUCACUCCACACAAUUGAGACGAAGAGUAUACCCAUUGUGCUAGUAUUAUAAUAAUGCUUGGCACGGAAGUAUACGCACCUUGGGUUCAUUUCCAAGACUUGGCUCAUGACACAGUUCACAAGAACACCCCACGCAUUACGGGGUGCCUGGAUGGUGUUUAUUCGUGCUCUUUUUGUCGCAAAAAUUUGGUACGAGUACCACUGGUGGUGUGCGGGCUCCAUCUAGCGGCACUCGGGAACACCAGAGAUGUAUUUUUAUAUAAAUAAAAUUAAGCUUUACCGCAUACGAUUACCUGCAAGUAGAAUUAAGCCACAUAGUUGAAGCGGAAGUAGCAAAAAAUGGUGGUACUUGCAAAGCAAAAUAUUUUGGGGGUGGUUGGUGUAAAAAGUUAGUCACUUUUGUUUUGAGGGACAUUAGGGGAAUUUAUAAUUUUGGUUGCCAUUGAGAUAUACAGUAUGCACUUGAGUGUGUGUUCAAGUUGUAUAGUUAUAUGCUUAUUAUAUUUUGGUGCCAACUUGUCCUGGCUGUGUGGUAUUAAUAUUGGUGCAAGUCCUGCAUAACAAUGACACGGUGGGGUGAAGGCGGAGGUUCACUGCUCAAACACACUCGUGGUAAAGAGAGAGAGUGGAGAGAGGGAGAGAGUAGACAACCCCUGGAGGUGUUUGGAGCGGCACAGCCUGAGUUCCUCAGGACUAAAAAGUUGAGGGUUCGGCUGGUUCUGUUGUUUUAGUGAGGCCGGCAGCGGUGAUCCAGAUGUUAGUUCACUCUUACUGCACAGCGGACCGCCAUGACGGUGUCUCCAGUCACAGCUCACGCCUGUCCCAGCUGGGUUCCGUAUCCCACGCGGGGCCCUACUCCAGCGCGCCGCCCCUCUCCCACGCCCCUUCGUCGGACUUCCAGCCGCCCUACUUCCCGCCGCCGUACCAGCCGCUCGCCCACUACCAGAGCCAGGACCCGUACUCGCACGUCAGCGACCCUUACUCCCUGAACUCCCUCCACCAGAGCCAACAGGGCGCAUGGGGGGCGAGGCAGCGGCAGGAUGCAGCCGGGGAGCGGAUGGACAGCUCGUCUUUGCUGGCCCAGCCUCGGGCCUCGCUGCCGCAGCUGCCUGGGCUGGACCCAAGGCGGGAUUACGGUGGGGUGAGGCGGCCGGACGUGCUGCUGCACUCCGCUCAUCCGGGACUGGAGUCCGGUAUGGGCGACGGACUGUUGCAUGGGCUCCACGGCAUGGAGGAUGUUCAGACAAUUGAAGACACCAACGGAACCAACAUACUGGAUCAAUCUGUAAUUAAGAAAGUACCCAUGCCCCCCAAGAACAUUGGCUCGUUGAUGCUGGGCAAGGACGGCCUGAUCGGUGGAGUCACCGUCAACAUAAACGAACUGUUCUGCUCGGUACCGGGUCGGCUGUCCCUGCUCAGCUCCACAUCCAAAUACAAAGUGACCGUUGGGGAGGUGCAGAGGAGACUUUCCCCACCCGAGUGCCUCAACGCCUCCUUAUUGGGGGGUGUGUUGAGAAGAGCAAAGUCCAAAAACGGUGGGAAAUGCCUGAGAGAAAAACUGGAGAAGAUUGGAUUGAAUUUACCUGCUGGAAGACGCAAGGCUGCAAAUGUGACGUUACUAACAUCACUAGUAGAAGGUGAGGCCGUGCACCUGGCAAGGGACUUCGGCUACAUCUGCGAGACAGAGUUCCCCACCAAGGCCGUGAGCGAGUACCUCAACCGGCAGCACACCGACCCCAACGAGCUGCACACGCGGAAAAACAUGCUGCUGGCCACUAAACAGCUGUGCAAAGAGUUCACAGACCUGCUGGCCCAGGACAGGACUCCCCUGGGCAACUCAAGGCCCACCCCCAUCCUGGAGCCCGGCAUCCAGAGCUGCCUCUCUCACUUCUCCUUUAUCACACACGGCUUCGGUUCUCCCGCCAUCUGUGCCGCGCUCACGGCCCUCCAAAACUACCUCACCGAGGCCCUCAAAGGACUCGACAAGAUGUUCCUCAACAACCCCUCCAACAACCGGCACGGGGACAACAAGGCCGGCGACAAAGAGGAGAAGCAGCGGAAGUAAAGCAGUGGCAUUGUUACUUCCGGCUUGCGACUGACCUGCCACGCUCGGGCCUGCAUGAGGUAGACGCGGAGGAGGAAGAAAUGCGGAGACACAGAAGGAUUGUUCAUCUGUGGUACCUUCUUUCAUUCCCCUGAGGACAUGCUGGUUGAUGUGUUACAUCCAUUUUGCUCCCCAUGCCGGCGUCCUGUGAGACUGAGGUGCUGUGUGCAGCCAACAAACAUUGUGUGUGUGUGCGUGCGUGUGUGUGUGUGAGCUUGUGAUUGUCUUCAUGCAGGAAAAGCAUUGUGGGUAUGAAGAUAGGUGAGCAUUCUGUCUGGAUACUACACACAAAUACAAGAAGGGGAGGGGGUAAUUUAUGCGUGUAUAUAUUUAUUUAUAUUAAUUUAAAUGGUUGAUUGUGUAAAUAGGUGCCAGCUAUUUUGCAGUAGGCCUAUUUAUCUGUGAUUUGAUCUUUGUGAAGGCUGGAGGUGGGAAGGACUCAUCCAGUGUUUUUUCUGUUCUUAUAGAGCUGUUGUCAUGGUGCUGAUGAUGGGUAGACAUGCUUUGAAUUGUCCAGUGCUUUCAUUUCUAUCACAUUGAUAAUAAACCAUGUGUUUUAUUACGAAA
Messenger RNA from Dunckerocampus dactyliophorus (ringed pipefish), 3857 nucleotides. RefSeq names its product transcription factor AP-2 beta (gene tfap2b). Bases 1941 to 3251 code for a protein of 436 amino acids. NCBI's taxonomy places the organism in Eukaryota, Metazoa, Chordata, Actinopteri, Syngnathiformes, Syngnathidae. Gene Ontology annotation, molecular function: RNA polymerase II transcription regulatory region sequence-specific DNA binding; DNA-binding transcription factor activity, RNA polymerase II-specific. Gene Ontology annotation, biological process: regulation of cell population proliferation; anatomical structure development; regulation of transcription by RNA polymerase II. The record is from RefSeq and is a predicted model, not a curated record. The transcript is spliced from 7 exons. Gene Ontology annotation, cellular component: nucleus.